AUGGAGGAAACAGAGGCUGACGAUGCCCCCUCCGUGGCAACCAACUCGGUCGAUGACCAGAAAGGAGCCCUGGCCCGACUCCCUACGGAGGUCCUAGAUCAAAUUCUUCGCGAGCUGCCAUGUCAGUCACUCGUCUCACUCUCGCGAUGUUGUCGCCGGCUACGACAGUUGGCCUCCAACGAUACCCUCUGGGCCAACCUUCUUCGUGAGAAUAUUCCACCUGAAGACUUUCCAGCGGACCCGUACCCUUCGUCGUCGUUCCGUGAUUUGUACAUUACGCAUCAUCCAUACUGGUUCGUGCCUCGAAACAAGAUCUGGAUCUCGGAUGAACCGCACAUCGGUCGCGUGAUGAUCUGUCAUUUCGACCCACGGCGAGGCUGCAUCGAAGGAUACCGCCUGCUGGCCGAGAGGACUCCGACAUUUGGUGUUCUCUGGCCCUAUGUACCGGGUGUGGUGGUCCACACCUUCAAACCACGAGUGCAUCUUUGGCUGGACGACCCGAUCCUCAAACUACCACACGACAUUGUCCCCUUCAAUACUCGCCAGGGUUGGUGGGAAGCCGAGAUUAAGAUGACGGUCGGGCGAUUGGGAAAUAACACGUCGGCAUCGUUCUUCUUGAGCAGAGACAUACCCCCACAGCUGCAGAAAAGGUCCAUGGCUCUCUGGCCACCCCGGACAAUCCCCGAUAUGCCUCGCGUACGGGCUGCCAGCGUUGACAAAUUCCGGGGGUCAGGGCAUAAACCGCAAAAGUACGAUCAGAUCUCGCAAACGACCUUUCGAUUGAGACAUUGGAGUCAGUUUUCGACGGGCAUGGCACACUUUGGGAUUCGAAUCGGUGAAGAGGUCUCUACCUGGAGUACGAUCGACCCGGCGCUUUACACCCCGACAAAGGAAAAGCCAUACCAAGGCAUCUUUGUGGGUGAUUAUGCGGGCCACGGAUGCGAAUUCUUGCUGGUCAUACAGACGGAGAAAUGUCCCGAGAUUCCCCAACGUCGGUCCACGGACGCCCGUACGAGAGAGCUCCUGGGACUGGACCACGAGGGCGAGGGUCCGAACGACGGACUACUAGAACCGAUGCUUGCUGAUCAGACAGCGGAAGAACUAGCUCAAUCUCAAUCAGAAUACCAACGCGAAAUGAUGGCAGCCUACGAAGAAGAAGGGAUAUACAAGGGCUCCAUUCAGGCGAUCAAACUAACGGGAGAUCCGCACGUCCCGAGGGGAGAGUACACCUUUGUGGCGCCCGAUAUUGGCUACGGUGGAUUAAUCAGGAUUGCAGAGGAACAACCAUUCAGGGGCGCGAGGGUGGUGAAGAGUCAGGGACACGUCGCCUCGAGGGGGUUCCAGAAUGACGAAUUCAUUCACUCCCACCUCAUCAUGGUUUCGCCUAACAAGUUGGCACAGUAUUGGGUGGCCUACGGUCAUAUCUCCUUCUACCAGAGAAUUGAUAUCGACCAGCUGAUCAAUGACACAUUUCGUGCAGGGCAUCAAUAG
Molecule: messenger RNA, 1491 nt
Organism: Fonsecaea erecta
Lineage: Eukaryota; Fungi; Ascomycota; Eurotiomycetes; Chaetothyriales; Herpotrichiellaceae
Exons: 2
Coding region: 1-1491 (496 amino acids)
Molecular function (GO): protein binding
Source: RefSeq, a predicted model, not a curated record